AUGGCCGGCCCCGUGGGGUCCCCCUACCCCGCGCGCACGAACCCCCGCCUGGACGCGUUCCUGCGCCGGCACCUGGCCCCCCAAGUCUACGAUGCCAUCCGCGCGUACGAGGCGUGCGUGGCCGUGUCCGAAGCCCAGAAGCGCUUUUGGGGGUUCGUGGUGCUCAGCGACCGGCUCCUCUACCUGACCCAGAACCCCCCCAAAACCCUGCGGCAAGUCGUGGCUCUGCGGGACGUCGUGGCCAUCGACCUGAUUGAUGAUUACCCAGAAUUUUUGAGUUCACCAUAUAGAGAAACCAACCAACAUAUCCGUAUCAUCUAUUCUUCAGCUGUUUUAAAAAAGGAAGGUGAAAAACCAAAAGAUGACUGGAAAGUCUUGUUUCCAUUUCGUCGUGUCAAUGCCAACAAGAAGAAAGUUAAGGAAGAAAAUAAUGGCCAAAACUUUUGGAGAGGCAAAGAACCUAGAAGUUUGGAUGAAUCUUCCUCCUUCAGAUCUGAGGAGAAAAUUAAACACUUCAGUCAACUUAAAUCUGAGCUUUUUCUUAAGGACAAUACAUUGAGGAAGAUACUUGAUUUAAUUACAGAACUUAACGUUGCAGCUCAGAAAAACUUCAUUCUGAAAAGGCUUUUCUGGAAAACCAGUGACCUUUUCUAUUUCCUCGUGAACAAACUUCAAGAGUAUUUGCCAGAGUCUAAGAAUAAGAAUAUGCUUCAGAAUAAAAGCCAAAGGGCUGAUGAGCUGGUGACAUGCAUUGAAAUUAUACAGACUCUAGGGCUGAUGUUUAGAGAAACAGAAACAGAAUCGUCACGUCUGCAUACACUGGCAGCUAAGAAGGGAACACUAUUUAAUCUCUUGCUAAUUUUAAUUAGCAAACCUCAGAUUCCAAAGUCUUGUGCUGUGUUUGAUAUCCAGUUGGUGACUGACUCGACUUUGGUUGAGAUGUCUUUUGAUGCUGAGUUACAGAAGCUUAUCCUGGAAUAUACAGACACAGCCACUGCACUUUUAUAUGAGAUUCUUCUUGUCUUUCAGCAGGGAAGUCUUGAAUUGGGAUCAAUGAAGUUCGCAAUUAGCUGGAUGAUGUCCUUUCUACAAAGUUGUCCUCCCAUAAUUACUUUUGUGGCCAGUACUGUCAAACAAAUGGUGAAGGGGCUUUCAGCUUCAUUUCAGCUCUUGAGUCCCUGCCAAGCAGUUCUGUUAUACCAGCAGUUUUACAUUCUCAAGAGCUGCCUGCAGCAUAGCACAGUUCUGGCUGAAUAUAUUAGAAAUGAUCACAGAGAAGAAUUCAGGUACUUUAUACACAUGCCAGCCUUGGAGAAAAGACUUCCUGUGUGCUACCCUAUUACCCAACCUACCAUUCAGCUCUUUCAUGAAGUCCUGGAACUAGUUGAACAGAAGCAAUGUGUGAAUGUGUGA
Molecule: messenger RNA, 1413 nt
Organism: Suncus etruscus (white-toothed pygmy shrew)
Lineage: Eukaryota; Metazoa; Chordata; Mammalia; Eulipotyphla; Soricidae
Gene: C11H12orf56
Product: chromosome 11 C12orf56 homolog
Exons: 11
Coding region: 1-1413 (470 amino acids)
Source: RefSeq, a predicted model, not a curated record